AUGCGUAAUGAUGCGUGGAGUUUGAUGAUAAUUCUCUCAACUCAAAAUUUGGCGACGCCAAUUAUAAACGCAAUGUAUAUUGUAAAACUGUUACUUCCUGUCAUUUUAAUUUUUUAUACAACUUCUGCUGAAAAACGUGAGGUCGAAAUUUCCCAAAGUAAAAUAUCGAGGGAAAAAUAUUCUACAGAUUUUAAAUCGGAGGCAACUAGUCGUCAAAUAUUUUCAGAUGCUCUCCUUUCGGAAAAGACCUUAGAAAAACUUUCUGACCGUUUGCGCGUUAAUCCUGCUAAAAUCUGGAGUCUUAAACAUCGUUUUAAAUCUGGACAAGACUUGGGAAUUAACGAGUCGAAAUUGAGCAAGUUUAUUGACUAUCCAAAUAGCGAAAGGCUUGUGGGAAAAUUAUACAAAGUUUUGAAAGGAGAGAGUGUAGAGUUGACCGUGAUUGGAGGAUCCAAUUCAGGAGGGGCAGGUGUGCAGGAAGACGAACCGGGGGGAGCACAAGGAAUUUUUCCUCUAGUCAUCACCGAUUGGUGGGCUAAAGAGAUCACCCCCCUGACUGGCUCAGAACUAGAACUAACUCUUGUCAGUAUUGGUGGCACAAGUAGUGAUUUUUACCAAUACUGUCACCACGGGUAUGUCGAGAACAACCCUGAUUUGGUGAUACUCGAGUCAUCUGUGAAUGACCUCCAUGUUCGGACUCAAUUCCGCAAUGUUAAUCGGAGCCUCGCUUUAGAACAGCUGACUCGGCAACUUUUAUCAUACCCGAGCCAACCCGCGCUGAUAUACGUGAAUUUAUACCAUGGAGAUUAUCACCGAUCAGGUUGUAAAAAUCUUGACGAUUACGGCCAAAGAGCAUUAUCACGUGCAUACAAAAUAACAUCUGUCAGAUGGCGUGAUCUCGUUUGUCCACUUACAGUCGGAAAUGUCCGUGAGCCGCCAACUGGGCUUGAUGUUUUAUGCCGAGAUGAGGACCACGUCAAUUUGCUUGGCCACGCGCAAGUAUCGCUAAUGCUCAUUAAUAUGAUUCGUAAAGCUCUAUUACAAAUCAUAACAAACAGGGAGAAAGUGCGUCAUAGUUCAUUAGCACAAGCUCUACCAAAGCCUGUAUAUAUUAAGACAGCGGACAAAAUUAUUUCCAAUCCACAUUGCUGGACCACAAUUACACCAAAUUAUCAAAAUAAGAUAAAAAACAACUUAGACAUAAAAGUGGUUGAAAAUAAGUUGUUUGUGUAUUGGCCCUUGAUUCGCAUGGGUUAUCGAUGUGAUCCGCCUCGGGUUUGCCGUACCGAUGCCUACAGUGGUUGGGUAGGCUCAACCGUGGGUGCAACAUUGAUUGUAUCAUUCACCGUACCGCGAGUGGCUCCCGACACCCGAUCUGUCGUUUUUGCCACUAGGACAUGUUCCUACUGCGGAAAGGCAAAAGUAUGGAUUGACAAUGAUUUCGAAAAUGGGAGAAUUGUUGACGCGAAGAUAGCCAUGGCACAGACUUCUGUCAAUGUUAUAGCGUUGCGUGUAAAUCCGGGGGUGCACACCCUGACUAUAAGUGUGUUGGAGCCGGCAAACGUGACUGUGGCUGGAGUCAUGUUGGGUCCACCUGAUGGACCAUACUGA
Molecule: messenger RNA, 1611 nt
Organism: Paramuricea clavata
Lineage: Eukaryota; Metazoa; Cnidaria; Anthozoa; Malacalcyonacea; Plexauridae
Source: the annotation of a GenBank genome assembly